GUGUGUGUGUGGCGGGUGGCUGACAGCUGGGCUCGCCUGCGCUCCAGCUCCAGUCUGCUAAGAAGCUUCAUCCCCAAAUAGGAUGACCGUCGGCGGCUGUCGCGGACGAGCCUGCGCGAACCUCAGUGACCGUCGCCACAACCGGGACUCCCCCUUCACUACUCCCUUGGGACACUUUUAGAACCUCCCGAACACAUCGGCGUGUGUUUUUUUUCUUUCUUUCUUUCUAGUUCUGUAGUGUGGAUUUCGAGAUGGAUAUUCCGAUUUGAGCGCCGCGCGCACACACGCUGACGCACACACAAAAAGAAGAGACGCGCGAGAGAAAAGUAGCGCUCGUUUUGUUGUGAGUCGUUGCGUUAAAUAAUCACAUUUUAUGGAUUACUAAUAGACAAGAGUCGAGCAACCGCUACGAGAUCCGUCCAUUCAUGAGCUGAAGGCUGAGCUACAUCUGCACCAGAGAACCAGCAGCAGCAGUAGCAGCAGCAGUAGAGUUGUGCGACCAUGAGGUCAGAGGCCUUCCUCCUCUGCUUCAUGCUACUGCACAUAGCUGGAGCGGGCUUCCCCGAAGACAGUGAGCCUAUAAGCAUCUCUCACGGCAACUACACAAAGCAGUACCCGGCCUUUGUUGGCCACAAGCCUGGCAGAAAUAGCACGCAGCGGCACAAACUGGACAUCCAACUCAUCAUGAUCAUGAACAAGACUUUAUUCAUCGCCGCCAGGGAUCACAUAUACACAGUGGACACGGACGCCGCCAUGAACGACGAGAUCUUUUUCAGUAAGAAAAUGACAUGGAAGUCCAGGCAGGCUGACGUGGACACAUGCCGAAUGAAAGGGAAGCACAAGGAUGAGUGUCACAAUUUCAUCAAAGUCCUCCUGCGGCAAAACGACGACGCCCUGUUUGUUUGUGGGACAAACGCAUUCAGCCCCUCGUGUCGAACGUACAAAAUGGACACCCUGGAAGCUCUCGGAGAGGAGAUCAGCGGGAUGGCUCGUUGCCCUUAUGACGCCAAGCAUGCCAACGUCGCCCUCUUUGCUGACGGCAAGCUGUACUCGGCUACGGUCACCGACUUUCUGGCCAUCGAUGCGGUCAUCUAUCGUAGCCUUGGAGACAGCCCGACUCUACGUACGGUUAAACAUGACUCCAAGUGGCUAAAAGAGCCCUACUUUGUGCAGGCAGUCAAUUACGGAGACUUCAUCUAUUUCUUCUUCAGGGAAAUUGCCAUGGAGUACAACACGAUGGGAAAGGUGGUGUUUCCUCGUGUGGCGAGGGUUUGCAAGAAUGACAGAGGCGGCUCACCCCGCGUCCUGGAGAAGCAAUGGACAUCGUUCCUCAAAUCCCGCCUGAACUGCUCCAUUCCGGGCGACUCCCAUUUCUACUUCAACAUCUUGCAGGCAGUAACUGACGUCAUUCACAUCAACGGGAAGGAUGUUGUGAUGGCCACCUUCUCCACACCGUACAACAGCAUUCCAGGCUCGGCCGUGUGCGCCUAUGACAUGGCGGAGGUGGCCCACACUUUCACGGGGCGCUUCAAAGAGCAAAAAUCCCCAGACUCCACCUGGACGCCUUUUCCUGAAGAGAAGGUUCCCAAGCCAAGGCCUGGCAGCUGUGCCGGUAGUCCAUCUACGGAGAGAUACAAGGUCUCCAAUGAGUUCCCCGACGACACUCUUAACUUUAUCAAGAUGCAUCCGCUGAUGGAUGAGGCGGUGCCUUCUAUUGCCAACCGGCCCUGGUUCCUCAAAACCAUGGUUCGCUAUCGCCUGACACGCAUUGUGGUGGACAGUGAAGCGGGCCCCUAUAAGAACCACACUGUGGUCUUCUUGGGAUCUGAGAAAGGCAUCAUUCUCAAGUUCCUCGCUAAGAUGAACAACGGCUUCCUAAACGACAGCUUGUUCCUGGAGGAACUCAACGUCUACAAUCCUGACAAGUGCAGUACAGACGGUGUGGAGGACAAGCGCAUCGUCAGCAUACAGAUCGAUGCUAAGGGUCACGCCCUGUGGGUGGCGUUCACUUCCUGUGUGGUUAAAGUGCCUCUGUCUCGCUGCGAAAGGCACGGAAGAUGCAAGAAGUCCUGUAUCGCCGCCAGGGACCCUUACUGUGGUUGGGUGUCGGAAGGAGCAUGCAGCCAAGUGAUUGAGACCAAAUCCGCCUUUGAGCAGGACGUGGAGCAUGGUAACACAGAUGGCCUGGGAGACUGCCAAAAUACCUUCGUGGCACUGAAUGACGUUCCUUCCAGUUAUAAAGGCCGCCAUCACCGCCAUCACCACCACACCCUCGCACUCCCCACGCAGGCCCUACCAGAGGCCGCCGAGGGCCCCCUAGGGCGGGGCCGCAUGGUGGAGCGCAAGGAGCGCCCCAUGAGUUCAGAAACAGGGGAGGAGCCCUACAUGGCCGUACCCUCUCAGACUCAGCCCGAAGCCGAUGGUGUGAUCCGUGAGAGCUACCAGAAGGGCCGCGACCAGCUGGUUCCCGUCACGCUGUUGGCCAUCGCCGUCAUCCUGGCCUUCACCAUGGGCGCCAUCUUUUCCGGCAUUAUCGUUUACUGCGUGUGCGACCACCGGCGGCGGGACUUGGACCUGCCCGGCCGCAAAGACAAGGAGAACCACCACCUCCACUCGCGCCGGGGCUCCAUGAACAGCGUGACCAAACUGACGGGUCUGUUCGAGACGCAGGCCAAAGACGGCCGACCCGAGGCCAUACUCACGCCGUUGAUGCACAACGGGCGACUGACGCCCAACGCGAAGAUGCUGAUCAAAGCCGAGCAGCACCACCUCGACCUCACCGCUCUGCCGACGCCCGAGUCCACUCCCAUGCAGCCGCGCCGCAAGCCCAGCCGCGGGAGCCGCGAGUGGGAACGCAACCAGAACCUCAUCAACGCUUGCACCAAGGACAUGCCGCCCAUCGGCUCCGCCGUCAUCUCCGACCUGCCCCUCAGGGCGUCCCCGGGACACAUCCCCAGCGUGGUGGUGUUGCCUCUGCCGCAGCACCAGCACCAGCUCCCUCCUCACCUGCAGCAGUCCUACCAGCAUGAGUACGUUGAGCAGCCUCACCCCAGCGACCUCGGCAUGGGCCUCAUGGACGACCAGGGCGCCACGCUGGAGUACAAGACGGUCAAAAACCCCCACCACAAUCUCACCGUGGUGGAUCCGGACGGGGUGCUGCCACCCCGCGUGCCCCAACGAGAGGCUUCGCUCACCGUUCCCCCCGCCGUGCCGCAGAUGGGCAAACGCCUGGAGGUGCACUCGUCCGUCUACGGCCUCCGGAAAGGCUCAUCGUCCUCCGCCUCGGGCUCGUCCGGCCUCAAGAAGCACAACACCAACUCGUCCAACUCCUCCCAUUUGGCGAGGCACCAGAGCUUCAACCGCGUGGAGACGCCGCCCCCCGCGCCGCAGCGGGUGGACUCCAUACAAAUGACAGCGCAGGGCAUAUCUCUGUCACGGCAGCCAUCCAUGAGCUCUUACGGUUCGCUGCCCCGCGGGGGCGUCAAGCACCUCAAGCCCGACAUCCCCCCAAAACCAUCCAUGGUGUCGCUCUCCACAAAGGUCAAGUCCAGUGACGGCUGCACAUAGUCUGACGGAGACCAUUGGGACUACUUGAUCAGUCCUUUGUUGGAUGUACAGUACAAUGGAUAAUCCGGCACCGUCUUUUUUUUUGUUUUUUAUGAAAACACUUUCUUUUAUACAAAUAUGUAAAUAACAUCCGAGCCGGGGAACGCUCGCUACUGAAACAAAAGAAGACCCCGAUGAUUUGAUCUGUGUAGCAUGGUGAAGUGGGGGCUUUCUUGAUCUCUUCAAGGACAAAAUGAAGUCGGGUGGUCGAGGAAUGGCCGGGGCGAAGGUUUUGGGGCAUACAGUACAUUGAGGUCCAGCUGACCCGGAGACUGAAAAGUCAGCUGACUACUGUGAAAAGCCUGCAAGUGUUACCGCAAUCACGUCGCCGCCUGGACGGGCCUGGACAAAGAAGACUCCUCCCUUUUCACUGAACACUUGACUGUUAAUACUAAUAGCUCGUUGUAUUUAUUUUUUAUGAGGUGCUUUUGAAGAGAAACAAAAGACUUUUUAGGCUCAACAAAGAGAGUGGGCAUAUGAUCUUUUUAAUAUGAAUUAAUCAAGUGUGAUUUAAAAAAAAACAACAACACCUAUUUAAAGUCAGUAAACUGGAGCCAGUAGAUUUUUUUUUUAAUCACGAUUUAAGGUGAGAAGGAGAAGAUAUUUAUUUACAGUGUGCCACGAUGGACUUUUACUGUCACAGACCAUUUUUAAUUCAAAAGGAAUAUUUGCCCCUUUUCACUCGUCCAAUCAGCGCCGUGUUUUGUGUGCGCGUGUUUGUGUGUGUUUGUGCGUGCGCGUGAGUCAGUAACGUCGCUCCUGAUUGGCCACAUCAUAUAAAGAAACACCACCAGUGAUCAAGAUUUUUUUUUUCAUAAACCCCUCCCCACAUGUAAAUUUGUGCCUUACACCCUGAAGUAGUGACUGUUUUCUUCGAUGGCUGUUAACUUGUAGUGUUUUUACUCUUUGUUUCUUUUUUCUUACAUCAUGUUGCCCUGAUUUGAUAAAAAUGCAAUUAAAGAAUGUAGGUGUAAUUGUUGUAAUUCUGCUCCCCUACACAUGUACACACACAGACACACACCCACACACAUUUAUGUUGUCGCCUGUGCCAUCAAUGAGCGUCUUCUGUUGUGUCCACUGAGACGUCGUCAUUGUUGUUGAGUGUUUUUUCCCGCCCCCAUUUUUGUGUUUUAUACAAUUGUACUUUUCUGGUGGUACGCCACACCGCAAAGGAAGGCUGCGAGAUGACCGACUGACUGAAACUUUCGCUCUGCUAGUGCGCCGGUAGCGGUUAGCAUAGCGUUAGCGACCCAAGCUAACCUGGAAGUGACACCGGAAGGUGCUUCUUGGCUUCUUGCGUCGUAUUAAACAGGCUGGUUCCUGUGAAGACACAAUGACAAAACGUGAACUAAUAAUAAUGAAAAAAGCGCCCCAUUUUGUAAGGCAAGUUUGUAGUUCAAUGUUAAUUAAUGUUACGUUUUUGAGGACACGUCCCCACACUUAAAUCAACAAAGCACUCCUUUAUAGUGUGAUAUGUGUAGAUAGAUCAACAUUUUAUAUUGAACAUUUGUUUGUUUGGUUGUUGGUUGUUUUUUUCAUUUCUUAGUUAAGGGAAGCCAACUUUGUCGCAAACCACAGCAAUUAGAGAGAGACAGCACUUGGCACGGGAAUGCUGCAUUCAAGGCUGCUGGGAAUUUGAAAUCAUUCCAAGACUUGUCAAUGUUUUUUUCUUUUCUGAUCAUUUCAAAAUGCAUUUAACCAAAUAACUUACUUGCGAUUGGCUGACAACCAGUCCUGAGUGUACUCAACGUGUCACCAAAGUCUGCUGAGAUAAGCUAAGCUCCAGCUCAACGAGUGAAUACAGUUUUCAGUCUUUCUUGAAAUAUCCAACAUCCCAGUUCUCUUGAAUGCAGCAUGCUACAGCUUUGCAAGUUCCUGUGCCCCCCUGACACAAACGAAGUUCAAAAUGUUUGGAGUGGUCACAUGCAGAAUGUGAGGAGAAGAGAAUAUGUUCCAAUGUGCACAUUCUGUAUAAACAGCUGAAUCUAGUUCAUGGUCCAAUUGGUGCAAGUGUUUAAGGCUGCAAUGGCCAGUGAAGUUCUCUGGUGUGUGUGUGCCUUGUCGUCUCUCACCCAUCCCUCAAUAACACGUGACGCGAGAAGCGAAGCGACCAAACGAUGACGUGACCUUUGUAAGCUUGUAAAAUAUUGUGACGUCACACGUUUUUUGCCCUGUACUCUCCACCUCCUUAACAUCUGAUUCACAGCUUAAUGUAUGUUGUAAAGAAAUUUUUAAAAAACACUUUAAUUUAAUGCAAAAUGUAAUUUAAAAAGAAGAAAAAAAAGAAAAUAAAAUUCUUGUCAUGAA
This is a messenger RNA of Hippocampus zosterae (dwarf seahorse), 5913 nucleotides long. It is a transcript of the gene sema6a, whose product is annotated as sema domain, transmembrane domain (TM), and cytoplasmic domain, (semaphorin) 6A. The coding region runs from base 502 to 3567 and encodes 1021 amino acids. Gene Ontology annotation, molecular function: semaphorin receptor binding; chemorepellent activity. NCBI's taxonomy places the organism in Eukaryota, Metazoa, Chordata, Actinopteri, Syngnathiformes, Syngnathidae. The record is from RefSeq and is a predicted model, not a curated record. The transcript has 20 exons. Gene Ontology annotation, biological process: negative regulation of axon extension involved in axon guidance; negative chemotaxis; positive regulation of neuron migration.